AUGAGUCAGGGACAAGGAACGAAGAGGAAGGCAGGCAGGCUGCAGCAGCCCAGCGCUGCAGUGGCAGCUUUGGAUGCUGAGAUGGAGACAGAAGUUAGAGAACUAUUCAAUAAGGUCAGAACCUAUGCCAAACCAUCCAGUGGGGAGUGGUGUAUCCCUCACCCUGUUGAUGCUCUCAGACACCCCCCACAAGAAUAUAGUCGGCUGCAGGCCCUAAAAGUGUCACUGAAUGCUGUGAAGAACCAGCUCAGUGACAAGGACCUGGCAGUCUGGCACCACCACACCAACUCCACCAACCGGGCCGGGAAGAUCACUGCUACUGUACGUUCUGCUGCAAAUGCUGAGAUCUGCACUCAGGCCUGGUGCAAGUUUUACGAGAUCCUGGGCUCCUUUAGCCUCCUUCCAGAGGAGGCGCUGCAGAGUGGCGAACUAAACACCAUCCACUUAUGUGAGGCUCCGGGGGCCUUCAUAACCGCCUUGAACCACUACAUCAAAACAAGUGAGCACACUCGCUUCUGUGACUGGAGUUGGGCUGCCAACACACUCAACCCAUACCACGAGGGGAAUGGAGGCAACAUGACCAUCGCGGACGACCGGCUCAUUGCUAACACACUGCCAUGGUGGUUCUUUGGCUCAGACAACACAGGCGACAUCAUGAGCCAAGAGCACCUGCUGGAACUUCAGACGUUUGUGGGCAACAUGCGGCGGGUCGGCCUAGUGACGGCAGACGGGAGCUUUGACUGCCAGGAGAAACCCGAUGAGCAGGAGGCACUGGUGGCCUCACUGCACUUAUGCGAGACUACAGCCGCGCUGUUGCUCCUCAGCCCUGGCAGCUCCUUUGUCCUGAAAAUGUUCACCCUGUAUGAGCACUCCUCCGUGUGCUUGCUCUAUCUGCUGAACUGUUGUUUCCGUUCAGUCAGUGUCUUCAAACCCGCCACCAGUAAGGCGGGGAACUCUGAGGUGUACAUUAUCUGCCUGCAGUAUGAAAACAAGGAAGCUGUCAGGCCUUUGCUUUCCAAGCUGAUUCGGAACUAUGGUCCGAAUAUGGCCAAACGCACAGCCCUUUUCAAAAAUUCCCAGAUUCCCCCGUCAUUUCUGGAACAGCAUGAACAGGUUAGCUCCUACUUUCACAAGUUGCAGGUGGAGACGAUUCAAGAGAAUCUGCGCAUGUUUGAAGCUAUGAGCGCGGCGCAGAGACAGCGGCUCGACCACAUCAGGGAAUUCACCGCUCAGGAAUACCUUCGGCGCCUGCAGGUGAGCUGGAUUUCACGAAGCCGAUGGCUGUCCCGUAACACGGUGAACCCCGCCUGCUGCAGCGUUUCAGCGGGGAGACCUCUGGGACAGAGGAAACAACUGGGUUCCUUCAAUGAGCGGAGGGAAAUGCAGACGCUCAACUGGAGGGAGCGCAUUGAGAAAAGUCACCAUGGUUUGUGGAUACAGCAGCACUGCGAUGAGGCCAGCGGGACAGGCUGUGUGCUGGCAGGGCCACUGACAGACUGCCACGUGGAUUCCUGGUAUGUUGUUGUGGGUGCCGCCCUCACAGUGGUCAGAAACUCCCCGUUCUGUGAAGGGGGACUGUUGAGCCACCUCAACGAAGCUCUGGUGCAGUCAACGGACAAGUCAGAGUUCGUGUGGGCUGGUGUACCUCCCUGUCGCUUCUGCUGCACACGCGGUGCCGCCUCCAUCCUGUUGGACGUUGCAAAACUCUCUAACUGCACUGUGGGUGACCGAGAGGACGGGAGCAAAGAAAAAAGAAAAUGCCUGGUCUUUGACAGGGGCGCGGCAUGGGGAGCCUGUGAGGACCAAACAGAGGAUUUACUCCUGGAGUUUUGUGUGGCGCCCUCGCUCUCCAGGGUGAGUGGCAGCACACUGCAUGACGGUGAGCGGACGUACCAGCGGGAACUGCUGGACUGCGUCCUGUUCUCCCUGCAGAACCUGAACCCUGGGGACGCCCUCCUCCUGCCCCUCCUCUCCGCCCUCACCAGGGUCACGGCGGCUCUCGUCUUCUGCCUGCACAUGUCCUUUCACACCGUCACGUUCAGGAGCCCCCCCCAUACCGACUCCAGUGGGGUGAUGCUGGUGUGUGCGGGUUUCUGCCCUGAAGCCGUGGCUCGCAUCCUCCCUGUUCUCACGGACCUCCAUGGCCAUAUGGCUCAGCUGGCAAAGGGAGAGGAGAACACAUGCGGCAGCGGGUCCCCUGUGUGUCAGAGGCAGAUUCUUCAGUUCGUUCCCAUGGAGGAACUCCUGAAAGGAGGACUUACAGACUUCCUGUGUGCGAUGAACUCCACAAUCAUUCAGCAGAAACUUCACUUGCUCAUGCAGGCUGAGCACAUGUGUGCCAGUGGAACUUGA
Molecule: messenger RNA, 2352 nt
Organism: Lampris incognitus (smalleye Pacific opah)
Lineage: Eukaryota; Metazoa; Chordata; Actinopteri; Lampriformes; Lampridae
Gene: cmtr2
Product: cap methyltransferase 2
Exons: 2
Coding region: 1-2352 (783 amino acids)
Biological process (GO): 7-methylguanosine mRNA capping
Cellular component (GO): nucleus; cytoplasm
Molecular function (GO): methyltransferase cap1 activity
Source: RefSeq, a predicted model, not a curated record